Molecule: messenger RNA, 342 nt
Organism: Trichoderma atroviride IMI 206040
Lineage: Eukaryota; Fungi; Ascomycota; Sordariomycetes; Hypocreales; Hypocreaceae
Product: 40S ribosomal protein uS14
Biological process (GO): translation
Cellular component (GO): cytosolic small ribosomal subunit; ribosome
Molecular function (GO): zinc ion binding; structural constituent of ribosome
Source: RefSeq, a predicted model, not a curated record
UCUGCCCUCGCGAAAUCACCAUCUUGCAACACCACAACCGCAAUCAUGUCUCACGAAAGCGUCUGGAACUCGCGCCCGCGAAACUACGGCAAGGGCUCUCGCCAAUGCCGCGUCUGCAAGCACAAGGCUGGUCUGAUCCGCAAGUACGACCUUGACCUGUGCCGUCAAUGCUUCCGUGAGAAGGCCAAGGACAUUGGUUUCCACAAGUACCGAUAAAGGAGUUGCUGUAAAAAGGGGGCUUUCCAAAGGGGGACAAGGGAUUGACGGAUGCGUGCUGCAUUUUUGAUGGCCAAUACACAAAAAGCACUCGGAGGGCGGCCGCUUGGAACCGGAGUUUAAUGG